Salvelinus fontinalis (brook trout) is the source of this 2069-nucleotide messenger RNA. Its product is annotated as eukaryotic translation initiation factor 1A, X-chromosomal. NCBI's taxonomy places the organism in Eukaryota, Metazoa, Chordata, Actinopteri, Salmoniformes, Salmonidae. Gene Ontology annotation, molecular function: RNA binding; translation initiation factor activity. Bases 172 to 606 code for a protein of 144 amino acids. The record is from RefSeq and is a predicted model, not a curated record. Gene Ontology annotation, biological process: translational initiation. Gene Ontology annotation, cellular component: cytoplasm. The transcript has 7 exons.
AUAAUUCUGUAGGAAAUGACAUGCGCAUACCGGUACACCAGCGGUGACUUGGUUUUACGUGAAUUCUGUAGAGAGAAAUUGGCCCGUUUUUCUUAUUCAAUAUUGUUCAUACAACAGUAAGCGACAACACAUCACCACGGGACGAAAAUAAGAUCUGAGCUGUAAAAAAAUAUGCCCAAGAACAAAGGUAAGGGAGGAAAGAAUCGUAGACGUGGAAAGAAUGAGAACGAGUCAGAGAAGAGAGAGCUGGUGUUCAAAGAGGAUGGGCAGGAGUAUGCUCAGGUGAUUAAGAUGUUGGGUAAUGGGAGGUUGGAAGCCAUGUGUUUUGACGGAGUGAAGCGGCUCUGCCACAUCCGAGGAAAACUGCGGAAAAAGGUGUGGAUUAACACGUCAGAUAUCAUCCUGGUGGGAUUGAGAGAUUACCAGGACAACAAAGCUGAUGUGAUCCUGAAGUACAAUGCAGACGAGGCCAGAAGUCUGAAGGCUUACGGAGAACUGCCGGAGCACGCCAAGAUCAACGAGACCGACACCUUCGGUCCUGGGGACGAUGAAGACAUCCAGUUCGAUGACAUUGGAGAUGAUGACGAGGACAUUGAUGAUAUCUAAGGACCUUCUACCAGAGGGUAUGGUUCGAUUUUCCCCUCCGUGCUGAAAAUCAACACAUCCGAAAAUCAACACAGCACUUCUGUACCCCACACACACACCAAAUUUCAAGGAGGUUGACCCUCCCAAUUUCUCAUUGGUGCCAUGACUGCAGCUACUCACAAUCUCUUGCGUUAUCUUUUUAAUGUAUUUAUAUCAAUUUCACACAGAGUGGAAUUUACUUACAAGUACAGAAUCUCUGGAUUCGCAAUAAAAAGAUAAACCAUUUUAUGUUUGGUCUUGCGGUCUGUAUCAUUGUAGUUGAAAGUUAACAUCGCUCUUUAUAUUAGUUAGGAUGAUUUUUAUCUAUUACGAAACACAUUACUCCUGAAGUUGCCUCUGUAUCCUUUGGAAUGUUUGUUUAAUUCGAUAUUGUAUUCCGAUGACAUUUUGCAAUUACAGAACGAUUUGUUUGUAUUGAUCAAUGCCUAAUUGAAGGCUCUACCGCCAUUCUGUUUUUCAACAGUGUCUGUAUUUUUCUAUUGUUUCCCCAUGUUUGUUUGUUUGUCUGUCUGUUGGUUUUAGGUUUGUUUUGAUCCACUACCAGAGGGAUGUCACAAAGCAUCACUCGGUUUAAGCAAGGUAAUUCAAAGAAAUGUUUUUAGUUUGGGUUAUUUUCCUAAGCUAUUCUUGAAUAUGGGUUGUCUCAUCAAUUAUUCCAUGCCUAUUUCUAGAAAAUAUUUACUUCUUUUAGAAUAUUAUGGAAUGUUAUUUAUCUGUUAUCUCCUUAGUCCUGCUUUGUGACACCUCCCUGUCUGUCAGAGAAAACAGCUAGCUGCUAACUAGCCUGGUGCUCCAGUGUUGCGCAGGUUGGAAUUUGUUAUGAAUCUUGCACUGCAUUGGUCGCUAGCUGGCCCAGCCACAAAGUCCUAACCCUAAUGCCUGACUCAAACCUUCAAUUAAGACCAAAAAGCACUGUUUUGUUUUCAUACAUUUUUAUGAUAUAGACAAUUUUUACUUUGCACUUGGUUCAUUUAGUGCAGGGAUGGGCAACUCCAGUCCUCGGCGGCCGGAGUGGUGUCACAAUUUUUCUGAUUAAACUAAUUGGCUGAUUAAACUAAUUGCAUUCUAAACUGAAGAUCAUGAUUAGAUGAUUUAUUGGAGUCAGGUAUUUUAGCUGUGACAUAGUGGAAAUCGCUCAGUUCUACCUCCAGGGCAAGAUUCAUGACAAUCAACGUCAACCUGUGUCUGUUGCUGCCCUAGUCAAUUCCUCUGUUCCUUUACUGUCAUGCCUAAGAUGUUGCCAACUCCUCUAUGGAUGCCAAGCCUUGCAUGACAACACAUACAGUAUAUGGGACCAGUCUAGAUAAAUAUCACUGGAAUGUGUCUGUCUUGAACACCACUGCCAGUGCUUGUGUGCUGAGCUAUAAUGUACUAUGAUGUCUGAUGGCUCACUAUAGGGAUUUCCAAUAAAUAACUUAAUUCCA